This is a messenger RNA of Bolinopsis microptera, 5434 nucleotides long. RefSeq lists its product as uncharacterized. The record is from RefSeq and is a predicted model, not a curated record. Gene Ontology annotation, cellular component: chromosome. Gene Ontology annotation, biological process: regulation of transcription by RNA polymerase II. The transcript is spliced from 4 exons. Gene Ontology annotation, molecular function: chromatin insulator sequence binding. Bases 2287 to 4434 code for a protein of 715 amino acids. NCBI's taxonomy places the organism in Eukaryota, Metazoa, Ctenophora, Tentaculata, Lobata, Bolinopsidae.
AGAUCGGAUUGUUUUAAUCGUGCGUGUUAUUGUAUUAGUGUGUGUUAUUGAAUAUUGAUUGCCUACAUAUCAGUGCAAGUGGCAACUUUUUUGUUCUAUAUUUUGGCUUUUGGUCCGUGACUCCUAAACGAGCCACUUACCGCUAUUUUGUAUGUGUUGUUGUUGUUGUAUUUAUAGGCUUAAUGCUAUACUUAAAGUUAAAGUGUUGCUUUAUUUUCAGCAGAUUGCUAUUUUAGUGACUUAUGACACCGUAUCAUAAAGCUUUUAAAGGUUCUUAUUAGAUCAUUGAACCUCAAACAGGUUUAAAUAUACAUAUAUAGUUCGUUGGUCAUUUGAUAUUUCACUUCCUCCUUCGCCGAACUAUAAUUUGAUUUAUUUUGAAUUAUAUUUCAGACAAAUCGAAUCAUUACAGCAUUAAACACGCUAACACGAGCUUGCGUGCUAUUUUCUAAGUAUUUAAAUGUUCGCUCGUUCUUUUGGACUUGGUUGUUUGUUUUCGAAGGCUAGCCCUUUGGACGGACUACCAUGUUUCAGCUUGUUUAUCCUGGAAGUUGUCCAUUCUGCGUUCUCUGUAGUCAAGACCCAACAAGACAAUGUUCUUUGCAGAAUUUAGAUCUAACUUUGAGACCCAACUUUGAGACCCUGCUGUGUCUUUUUCCUUGUUUACCUUACUUCAUUAGUAUUGUCUUAUUGAUAUAGUCUCAAGAAACUGUCUCUUUGACCCAUUAACCCAUGCCUUACACUGUUUCAUACUAGUUCACAGCUUCAUCUGAAGGUACUGCAAAUAUAGUCUCAAUGAAACGUCUCUUGGUAGCCUCAAUCCGUGCCUUCCACAAGACGUAAGUUAAUUAAAUUACGAAGUAACUUAAACCCAGUGAUCUCACUUUGAGAGUGACUAACUAUUGAGAAUGAUGAUCUCGUUUUAAGGUAUUCUUAGUCCACGUAACAUAACGAACUGAAACAGACAUAAUACGAAUAUGCCUGGUAUAGAGUAAAGAUAAUGGUCUGAUUAGAUUAUAUUCGCACGUAUAAAGUUUAGAAAUAUAAGGAUAUCAGGUCACCGGUGCCGGCCGCCGGGGUUUGUUAUACGGACAAUGCUGUAACCAAUGUUCUAUCAGGCACCUCAGUGUAACAUGAUAGUAGGAUGUGCUUUACACCCCCUUUCUCCGGGUCACCUGCUCUUUUAUCGCUCCACCUCUCUUUCUUUGACCUUUGUAUUUUGUCUAACUUUCUUAUCGUGCAGCUACUAACUUCCAUAUUUGACCCAUUUUUGCUCAGUUUUUGUUGUUUAAGCUUUACAUUUGAAGCUUAUUAGAUUCAGCUAAUAGCAUUGCUGCUCUCUACCAACAAAUCUUUGUACCCAACUCCUUACGGCCCUUCAUCCGACAGAAGGGCUUCAUAACGACCCCCUGAUUGCGCUGAAAAGGAGAGUAGAUGAGUUGACAUGAGGCUGAGAAGCACAAUGAAACUCCGGAGUAGCCGCUCUUCCUGGAACUACAUAGCUUCCGGCCCCAACAAGACAAGGAGAAUUUCCUACGACAGUCCUCAGCGUUGUAGAAGAGGAAAAAGGCGGGUGAAAAGGGGCUGUCGUCCGUCACCUAAAGAAGUCAUCCUUCUGAAAAACGAUUUGUUAGACCAGUUUGUACCGGUACAGCUAGUGCGAAGUGUGCAGGACAUGACGUGUACGAUAAACAACACUGAGUCUGACACAGCACCCCCUUCCUCGUGUGCCUACUACAGCUGUGAUAACUGCCCACAAGCCUUCUGUUGUGAGGAGGAGUUUGCGCAACACACCCGCACCCACCACACACAGGCACCGCCCCCCGCAGAGGACAACAACCGGUCCAGUCGGAACACCACGCUGACUUGUCGCACGUGCAGUUACACCGCGCCAGACGCUAACAAGGCGACAGUGCACGAUAACCUCCACAGAGAUCAGAAGAGCGGGGAUAAAGUUUACAAGUGUAAAACCUGCAACUUCUUGUCUUGCUCCAAGAUGGGGGUCACGAUACACAAGCGACUUGAGCACGCCCCACUGAAGUACGAGUGUCCGAUGUGUAACUACUCGUCCUUCAACGCGCGCCACGUGACAGCCCACGUGGAUAAGGUGCACUGCAACCCUGCGAAGAGUCCUGGAGUUGUCUCUACUGCUCCGCUCAGCUUGAAACAGGUUUAAACCUAAAAACUCACCUACAAAGUGAACACGUGGACGAGGCCCAGUUUAAGGAGUUCACAUGUGAUCUGUGUGACUACGUCUGUUACACCAACACAGACAUCGUUCAUCACAUGAAGGCUCACCGAGCCAAGAAGAAGCUCUUCAAAUGUCCAAAAUGUUCGUUUAUAUCGGUAAAAUUCGACAAGUACGCCAAACAUCUGGAUGUUGUCCACGACGAGGUUCAAACAGAGGAAUGCAUGGAGGAGGAACUUGUUAAGGUGAAAACGGAGGAAAAUAUUCCCAAUAUUCCCGUUAUUCGAGUGAUACAGAAGAAGGAAUCUGAAUGUAGACCAAGUACAGAGGAGGUUGAUAUAAAUAAUGUCAUGUACACCCCACCAACUUCUCCUAUCGUUAAAUCAGAUCCUGUUAAAGUUAAAUCAGAUCCGGGCAAUAUAUUUGAUAAAAUCAAUCUCAAGAACCAAGAUAAAGUGAAGGUAUGUAAGGCCGUGGGUCUCAGAGCUUCACCGAGGAAGAAACAAAAGAAUGUCGACACCAAACCGGGCAGACUUCACAAGCUCAGAUUCUCAGGGUCAGGGAUGAUGAACCGCAAGGCACUGAAGAGAUGUCGUUAUUGCACCACUAAAACCAUGUUCGAUACCCUGACAAAGUUACGUGAGCACCAUAUUAAAGCUCACGGUAUUAAUGAUUUGGGAGUGCAGCUCGGAAUGCGCCAAUACAAGUGUAAGUAUUGUCCUGAGAAGGUUGAGUUUGAGGGGUUGCAGGCUCUUAAGGAUCACUACGCUGACUUCCACCCUGACUCAUCUAUGAGAAAACUUGUGAAGCGUUCCAGAUCCCAUAACGAGUCAGAAGAAUCCGCAACCACUGAAACUGUUGAGAUCCCCAUGAUAAAACCAUCUCUGUUAGAUGAAAUCGAAAUAGCAGAGACCAGUUGUGAAACAAAAAGACAAGACAUGUUAGACUGUAUCCUACAAUCCCAGAAACAGAUAGGAAAAGCCCUGAAAGACUCCAGCCCUGAAAGUAACCUCGCUGAUUCCGUUUCCAAGUCCAGAAUAGGCCUUAUAAAUUCUGCUCCCAGUACUGUUUACGAUAAACCACCUAGUGUUAAACCUAUAUUAUUUGAUGAUCAUGUCCAAAUAAAAAACAUCAGAUCAGCUCCACCCACACCCCUAAUACCUCCAGCUACCCUAGACAAUAUUACCGUUAGUUCAACUAACAAGACCAUUCCAGAUUAUCAGGGGAACCUGGGCAACUCCAUCUACAACCUGUCCCUUUCAGAACUGCAGUAUUUACAGCAAUGUUAUCUGUAUCAGGCGUAUUGUAUGAACAUGUAUUACACCGACCCAAUAUACCGACAAUACGUACAUGAGAAGCAGCAGGAAAUGCUUCUGGAGCGCACUAGAAAAGAGCAGGAAGCACAAGCUCCCUCCCCUCCCAUCUUCACUCAGCGUCCUAUCGUUAAAAUAUCGGACCCCCGAUCACUUGCUCAACCUAGCUCUGUUGUUCAACCUAUUGUUGCAUUAGAGCUGACAAAACCCAAACUCGGCUCACCUCCGGAUCCUAGCUCCCACUCGAAUCCCACUAAUCCAGAACAUCCAGGUCCCCAGCAAUGUUUUGUGGCAUCAUGUCCCUUCACCACUACCCGUUUACUCGAUCUUAAGAAGCAUAUUUCAGAGGAUCACAACAUCAGAAUAACGGAAACAAUGGAGGCUGAGCUAGAGAAAUUGAUUAAAGCUCAGGAGGGCAUGAAGGUUCCUGAUCAGAGGUUGAUUCCUAAUGUUACUAUGGCUAAUCGUACCUACCCUUGUUCACAUUGUUCCCAAAUAUUGGGCUCUUUCGACUCGUAUGUGCAGCACAUGAUAGAGGUGCACCGCAGUGAACUAGGGAUCGUCAGCCAGGGCACCCACCCCAACACCUUCAACACCCACUUCACAGGACCACCUAAAACACCGGUCAGUAACACCAUGGUUAAUAAUACACUUUUGCCCAGCAAAGCUGGUGCUAUGCCCACCAUCACAAUCAAAUCCGAUAUCCAGUCGCCGUCAAGUAGCAGAAGCUGUGGGGAGCCCAGCACCAGCACGGGUGUUAAUGGGAGUGUCGGGUUCGAGUGUACCUCUUGUUAUCAUGUGGCGCAGAGCGCUGAGGCACUGAUGAGGCACGAGAAAGUGCACUCUGCGACCUAUCACAAGUGUGGUGUGUGUGAUUACAUGGCCCCGUCCGAGGGCUCACUAAAUGUGCACAUGAACGUUCACAAGACUUAACGAAUAGGAGACACGUGUCUUGAUAAUUGAUUUUGUGUGUUUUGUUAUGAAAGUCAAAUUUGAUUUAAUGAUUUUUGCAUAAUUUGCGACUAUUCUCGUUCAUAAAGUUCAUAUUACUGAAAAUAAGUGUUAUGUGAAGUAAGAUCAUUUUCAAAUUACCUAGUUCACUAUAAAGUUGUUCGUUCUAUUCAUGAAUUUCAGUUCCGAUUCGACCAGAAUAUGACUCACUUGUCUAAUCGAGAAUUAGACAUACUUUGCCCUUUUAGGAGAUUCCCUUACUGCACACGAAAACCAAGUACAUGUAUUACAUAAAUUUGUUUUAAGUCCGAGUAAUGAACUCUUAUACGGAGGCCCAAUACAAAAGAUGAGCAUCUAAAGUCUAAACUUUCUUUCUUUAGAAUUGCACUUCAUAGAAUUGUACUUCAUAGGAACAUGUUCAAGGGUUCACAAAAGUUGUUACAUUCCAAAAGUUGUUACAUUCCCUUAUGUAUAAAAAAUUACGAGAUUUGAUGCAAAUUGGAGAAAAAUAUCAAUCCAUUACGAUAAUUUGUCGACUCUGAUUGCCUCUAACUUUAAGGAUUAGUUUGGGCUCUGUGUUACUAUUCAUAACUCGUCAAGUUAGACCCGCAAUGUUUAAACCUAUUUUGACAGCUUUGAAAAAAAUUUAAAACAUUCUUGUAUUCUGUUAGGGAAUCAAAUCAAUUAAUUGGUUAAUUGUUAAAAGUACCGGCUUUCAAAAUAUUAAAACCAUGUUCUCCCGCUGUUGAGUUCAGAUAUUAGCAAAAUUGUACACAAUUUGUAAACCUUCCUGUCUAAUUGAAUAUUGAUUUCCCAUACCACGAGUUCAUUAUUUGAUUUUUAGAUAAUAUUUUAAACUUUUUAUCGUGUUUUAUAACAACACGCAUCACAUCUUGAUCUUCGUACGAAGUAUUAUCUUAUGUUUUUAAUUUUCCUAAUUAAUUUUAAUUUAUCUGUUACAUAUAUUUUAUUUCCAAAGAAA